AUGGAAUAUUGGAAAUCUUACCGGACGCUGAAAUUUGCAAGGGAAAUCGUUCAGGGAACACCUGAGAGUGGGUUUGAACGCUUGCAUUCUUACUUAUACAUGAUAAUAAGAGAAAAUCCGAGUACAGUUGCGCGUCUUCAAAUCGAUGAGAAUGGAAAAUUCAUGUAUGUGUUUCUUGCGUUUGGUGCGAGCGUAAAUGGGUUUCCUUUCAUGCGCAAAGUUGUGGUUGUCGACGCCUUCGUAGUGGUUGACACUGAAAAUGAUGAUUCCUGGCAUUGGUUUUUUACGCAACUAAAACUUUUGAUUCCUGACGACGAGGGUCUUGCGAUAAUCUCGGAUAGGCAUAACUCGAUUGGGAAAGCAAUUACAAAUGUGUAUCCGCUUGCUUCUCGUGGAAUUUGCACGUACCAUCUAUAUAAGAAUAUACUGGGACAUUACAAAGGAAAAGAUGCAUUUCGUCUGGUGAAGAAAGCGGCGAGAUGUUUUAGGAUGUCUGACUUUACUCAGAUUUUCGAGGAGAUUGAAGCGAUUAAUCCAGCACUCCACGGCUACCUCCAAAGGGCUGAUGUCCGACUGUGGACGCGUGUUCAUUUUCCGGGCGAGAGGUACAAUUUGAUGACUACGAACAUAGCUGAAUCAAUGAACAGAGCAUUGUCGAAUGCUAGAGGUCUUAACAUUGUUCGGAUAUUAGAAUCGAUACGGGUUAUGAUGACCAGACGGUUUGCUGAACGAAGAGAGGAUGCCAGAUCGCAGCGAACCACGCUUACUCGUGGUGUGGAGAAACUACUACAUGGUCGUGUAACUGCCGCCAGAGAUUUGGCGGUACAGAGGAUUGAUGAUCAUCACACUGAAGUUAAAUAUGGAUUUUCCGGCGAGUCUUUGCAUGUUGUUAAUUUGGUAGAGCGAAAGUGCACAUGUCGCCGUUUCGAACUCGAGAAAUUACCAUGUGUACACGCAAUCGCAGCGGCGGAGUACAUGAAUGUUUCUCGUAUAUCCCUGUGCAGUCUUUACUAUACCAGCAAUUAUUUGGUUAGCGCAUACUCUGAAUCGGUCAUGCCGGUUGAUUCAGCGCAACCUGUUCCAGAACUCGUGGCUAACCAACGCUGCUUGCCCCCGACUGUACGUCAACCACCAGGCAGACCGAAGAAAAAUAGGAUGAAAUCUGCUUUAGAAGUUGCAUUAUCAAACAAACGUCCUAGGAAAGAGCACACAUGUUCUCGAUGUAGACAGAGUGGUCAUAAUGCGAAAACUUGUCCGAUGUAA
Messenger RNA from Brassica rapa (field mustard), 1263 nucleotides. RefSeq lists its product as uncharacterized. The record is from RefSeq and is a predicted model, not a curated record. NCBI's taxonomy places the organism in Eukaryota, Viridiplantae, Streptophyta, Magnoliopsida, Brassicales, Brassicaceae. Gene Ontology annotation, molecular function: zinc ion binding; nucleic acid binding.